Chenopodium quinoa (quinoa) is the source of this 1519-nucleotide messenger RNA. Its product is annotated as histone H3.3-like. Lineage: Eukaryota; Viridiplantae; Streptophyta; Magnoliopsida; Caryophyllales; Amaranthaceae. Gene Ontology annotation, molecular function: protein heterodimerization activity; structural constituent of chromatin; DNA binding. The coding region runs from base 602 to 1012 and encodes 136 amino acids. The record is from RefSeq and is a predicted model, not a curated record. The transcript has 5 exons. Gene Ontology annotation, cellular component: nucleosome.
CAUGAGCAAGUAAUGAUCUUAUUUGUUGUGAAUGGUAUAGAUUAAUUAGAGAUAGUUACCAUGGCACACAAACGGAAGACUUUAUUUGUUAUGGAGGCGAUCACACCAUCUAAUCUUCAAUGGUAUUGAUUACCAUGUCACUUCACGAUUGAAUGAAAUAAAAAAAAUAAUAAUAAUCAUUUAAAUCAAACAUUACAAUAUAACAUAAUGAAAUCGAACCAAAUUCAAUAUCUAACCGUUACCUUGCCCCUCACUCAACCAAGAAAAUAAACACUACCCACAAAAGAAACACAAAACCAUCAACAAAAAAACCUUAAUCCGUGUCUUCCAUAAAACCAACCAAUCAAAACUCACUAAUCAGAAUUAACUUAAUUAUUCGGAUUAAUGACGUGUCAAAAAUUACAGUUACUAUAGCCACGUCAGCCUCUUUCUCCAACCGCCUUACCCCCCUCCAUUUUUCAGUCUCCUAUAAAUAACCCCCAAACUCCAUACUGCCAUGCAUUCUCCUUCUCAACUGCACCAAAUAUUUCUCAAUUUCCUCUUUCUUUCUUCAAUCCUAAUUCUCCGAUUUUAGUUCUUUUGGUGUUGAAUUUGAAUCGAAAUGGCUCGUACGAAACAAACUGCACGUAAGUCGACUGGUGGUAAGGCUCCGAGGAAGACACUUGCUCAAAAGGCUGCAAGAAAAUCUGUUCCUAGGUCCGGUGGUGUUAAGAGGCCUCAUCGUUACCGUCCUGGAACUGUUGCUCUUCGUGAAAUCCGUAAGUACCAGAAGAGUACUGAGCUUUUGAUCCGUAAACUCCCAUUCCAACGUCUUGUUCGUGAAAUCGCUCAAGAUUUUAAGGUUGAACUAAGGUUCCAGAGCCACGCAGUGUUGGCAAUCCAGGAAGCGGCCGAGGCAUACCUUGUGGCUUUGUUUGAGGACACUAACUUGUGCGCCAUUCAUGCUAAGAGGGUCACCAUCAUGCCUAAGGAUGUUCAGUUGGCUCGUCGUAUUCGCGGCGAGCGUUUCUAAGGAGAUCGUGGAUGGAUGCAUGAUAGACAGCUUUAGGGAGGGCUUAUAAUUCACAAAAAAAUAGGUUUUAGUUGGUGUGGUGUGAAUAUAAUAUUAAACUCUAUUAUCAAGUGUUAGAAUAUGUGGUACUUUUUUAGUUUGAUGUUAUCUUUUGAAGGUUUUUAAUUAGGGUAAUCUAGAAUAAAUUAUCAGUGAUUUAGGUUUGUGUGAAGUACUUAAUGAAGUAAUUGGUUUGUGUGAAGUACUUAAUGAAGUAAUUUCUAAUGUUUCGAUUAAUAGUAAUUUAUGAUUUUUUUUUUUAAUUUUUUUUUUAUUUGUGCUUAUGUUUUGAUUAAUGAGUAAUUUCUUAUGUGUCGAUCAAUUUUUGUUAAAAGAUUAAGAAGAUUGGCUUUGUUAACUUUGCUGGUUAAAUUCUUUAUUAAAUUGGUAUAAAUGAGACAAAUGGUAGGUUAAAAUUUCCUGAUCCACUUAAAAAUUAAGGAAUAAAGUUAUUAAUUUACAAGUUAA